Amphimedon queenslandica is the source of this 1789-nucleotide messenger RNA. RefSeq lists its product as uncharacterized. The record is from RefSeq and is a predicted model, not a curated record. Bases 1 to 1704 code for a protein of 567 amino acids. The transcript has 14 exons. Lineage: Eukaryota; Metazoa; Porifera; Demospongiae; Haplosclerida; Niphatidae. Gene Ontology annotation, molecular function: lipid binding.
AUGAGAUCGGCAGUUUGUUUCCGUGUGUACUCAACCAGUGAAACUAUACGUACCUGUACAAUGUAUACUACAGGGCAGAAAGGAGCACCACCGCCUAUACUGAUCCCUAUCAUGUUAUUCUUUCCUUUCUCCAGUGUUACUGAAUACGCCAUUGUUCAAGAGAACUUAAUUAAUAAUGGGUGUGGCUGGCUCAAUAGCCACUUCUACUUUAACAUGGCGUCUGCCUCUGCAAAGAGAUUUUCGCUUCCAAAAAGACGGCGCUCUUUCUCAGACAGUCGUGAAGUCUGCAAAGAUAGUGGGGAGGUCCUGCACGAGGGAUGGGCAGUGAAGGAGAGUGGGACUGCCAUGUUUGGUAGGACUAACUGGAGAAAAAGAUGGUUCCGCCUCGUUAAAAGAGGCCCCUCCAUUACAUUAGAGUAUUACAGGAGUCAUAAGGAUAAGAUACCAGCUGGCUAUGUACACUUAAAUGUCACUUAUUGUACCAGACCGCUGGAAGAUAACUCGAAAUCUCAUUCCAACUGCUUUGCUGUUGGUCCACUGUUGGAAGACGGUGCCACUCGGACUUAUUACAUUAGCUGCUCUGAUAAACUUGCUAUGCAAGAAUGGAUAGCUGUUAUUGAUGCUGCCAUCGAGGGCGUCCCAGAGCAAGUACAUCGGAGAAGACAAACCGUCAACAAAGUGUUUGCCAUGAGGUAUAAAGACAAGUUGCAGCAACUAAAGGAGAGGAGAAGUGUCAGUGAGUCUAUGGAUCCACCACUAGAGGACUCACUAGUAGGAGGAGGAGGAGGAGGAAAAGGUGGAGAGAAGACUGAUGGACAAAAAUCACUUGAACCUGAUGAACCAACUUCUUACACAUUACCUGAUGCUGAAAGGUUAAAUCGUGAAGAACUAACAGACGAAGAACUGAUUGAUGAGCUUGAUGAUGAUAUGAUGGAGGAAGGGGCAGGCACUGGAGCCACACCUCAGGGAUCUUCACAACAUGUAGGCCCUGACGUGGGCCUGUCUGUACAAGAGAAAAGAACCUGUUAUGAGAGUCCUUCAUGGAGAAUACAACAAUGGCAGAACCUUUGUCAGAAAGUAAAGACAAUAGUAUGGUCACAUUCAGAUACAAAAGAUGGUGUCACUGUAGCAAGGGCCAGGUUUGGUAGAAGCAGUAGAGGUCAUGCUGUCAUUAAAAUUGAGGGAACUUUACCGGCUGAUCCCACAAAUGUGUUUCAGUUCCUGCGACUCAGUACUAAAGAUGGAGGGAAAUUGGACUACAUUUUCAGGAAUGAGCUACUAGUGGAAGAACUACCAGGUGAACCUCAUUCAACUGUUGUAUACAAUGAAUUUCAGCCCCCACUGCCUCGUGUGUCGAAGCGUGAUAUAGCAGCCAUGAAGACAUGGAUAUCACCUGGUCUCACAACAGACAGCACAGCAGGAUUUGUCAUGUUUUCUAUUGAUCAUCCUGACAUACUCCCUCCCCAACCUGGUUACACUAGAAUCAGUUUAGACACUUCUGGUUGUGUCCUAUCGCCUUAUCCAGGACCAAAUGGUGCCACGCAUACUAAAAUGACUCUGCUGAUUCAAGUAGCUUUUUACGGGGCAAUGCAUAAAAUGCUUAAAGGUGCCUAUAACUCAGGGCUCCUCAAGUUAGGAUUCAGGACAACAUUCUCACUCAUUGCAGAACAAUUGAACAAAUACAUUGAAAUCAUUAACAUAUGAAAUAUGUUAAUACUUUCUCUGUGUGUGCAUUAUUUUUAAACCUACAUGUAUUUUUGUCACAUAUAUAAUUGUUGUUGUGCUGCUA